This is a messenger RNA of Portunus trituberculatus (swimming crab), 3310 nucleotides long. RefSeq lists its product as uncharacterized. Gene Ontology annotation, molecular function: sequence-specific DNA binding. Bases 1219 to 2565 code for a protein of 448 amino acids. The record is from RefSeq and is a predicted model, not a curated record. The transcript is spliced from 6 exons. NCBI's taxonomy places the organism in Eukaryota, Metazoa, Arthropoda, Malacostraca, Decapoda, Portunidae.
UGCAUCACUCAUUCUCUGCCUGGAAUGAUUCUGAGGAUAUGGAAUUGCUGCUUGUGUUCGCCGGGUUUGUUGUAUUAUCAGUGAAAGAAAGCUUCAUUUGAGGAAGGACUAACAUUUCGGUGAACCAACCAGUCAAACUCUAUUUCUCCGAAGCUGCUCGUUGGGCCUAUGUUCCAUCUAAGAAAUCAUUGAUCUGGUUAAUACAGCAAAGGGAGGAAUACACAAGAUACCACUGUAAAGUACCAUGGUGACCUGCCUGGCUUUGUAUUGAUUAUUGAUACAAUAUCUCAUUCACCAAAUGGUACCACUUAUUGAGAGUCACCAUUUCAGGAAUAUCACACCUUACAGUGUGAAAAGGAAAAAACAUAAAUAGAUUUGUGCCCUGGGAUGGGCGCAAAUUCCUGUCACCUGCACGGGAGUACUCUACCUCAGCCAUUGAAACAUUUCAAAUUGCGUGCCGCCACUCACCACCAACACGGCAGCAAUCCUCAGUGAACAACACGUGAGCAACAGGUUUAUGCUAUCACGCCGUCUGUGUUUACCAGAUCUUGCCUACUGCCUUCUUGGAAGCCUGAUAGUCAUGUCUCCCAAGUAUGUCAGGAAAAGUGAUAGGUAGUUUGACCGCACCAACUUGGAGGCUGCAUUCAAGCACCAGGUUGCAACCAAUUGCAGCAUCAAAGUAGCUGCUAACUUUCUGAGUUAGGGAUUUAUGCAUAUACCAUAGGCGAGCCAUGUUGUGUACAGUAAGUCCUCAUUAUAUGGUACAUACGCGUUCCUGAAAACCUUACUGCAAAUCAAAAUUACCAUAUACCAAACUGAUUAUAACAUGUAAUAAUAGGGAAUGCAUUCCAGCAUGUCAAAAGUCACCCUACAGAAAUUAAAAUACAUGAGAAUAGUCAUAUAAAAAAAAAUGUAAAGUUUUCAGGCCAUUAUGGGUACGUCACUGUGCGUCAUGAUAAUAUCCACAAAAAACACACGUAAGGAUUUCACUUGUGUUCAAUGGGAAACGCGGGAAGAGACUGAUUGUUUUUGUGACAUCAUCCAUGUCACACUUCCCACGCCACCCCAGCUCAGUGCUCACUGACAGCUGACUUUUGGUGGGAUGUUCAGGCACUUUGGCCUGACGCCUGAGAUUUCCUGUUGUUUACAUAUUGCUUGUGGACACUGGGCUAGCUGGAGUGUUCAUCAAACUCUCCACAGUGCUGUAAACAACUAAACAUGCCAAACAAUUGCUCAGUGCUUGGAUGCAAUAACACGAAAAGAAAAACAGCAGGUUCAGGCAUUAAGUAUUUCAAGUUUCCCAAGGAAAAAAAUCACAGACAGCAGUGGAUUCAAGCUUGUUCCCGAGGUGAAGUGUUUAAUGUGGACAAUGCAGUGAUAUGUUCCAUGCAUUUUACAAGUUCUGACUACAAGGAUGAUUUAAAGCAUCGCCUCUUAGGCACUGAGGCACCCAAGAGUUACAGGCCGCUAACAGAUACUGCAGUUCCAUCCCUUAAUUUACCUCAAGCAGGCAAGAUGAUGCCGCUGAGCCGACUGGUGCAGGACGUGCGGGAGCUAUACCUGGGCAAGACUCGGCCAACAACCCCCAAGAUCUGCAAUGCCAUGUCCCCGAGAGUCAUCCUCAUACGGCUCACUCAGAAGUACAUAGAGAAGUAUACCAUGUUGGGAUUAGUGAAGAAUGAGCCACUUAGUGAUGAGGAGGAAAUGGCUAAUGAAUGGAACAUGAACAUAUUAGAACCAGUAGUGGAAAUAUCUGACAAGCCCAAAGACAACUCCAAGAAAAGAAAAGGGAGGACAAUACAAGGAGUAAGCAGAAAGAAAGGCAGGCCUUCAAAGGUACAAGAAAAUAAUUUCAGUGACGUCUCCAUAAAGCAGGAGCCGUCUGACCCACUACCAGUGGCAGUUCCAUUAGAGGAGGUGUCUCAUAAUGUUCCAAUGGCCACAAUACCAAUGGAUAGUAAUGCUACUCCCCCUCUUCCUUUGUACCAGGUGCCAGCAGGAAACUUGGCUGUAUAUGUUUCUCAGCCCCAGCCUCUAGUCAUUCAACACACUGUUGCUGUUCAAAACACAGACAAUUUGCUGAUAAAUCAACCACCUAAUGUAAACAGUCCCAGUACCUCGGAUAAAUCUAUUCAGGAUAUUCACAGUGAAGUGGAUCUGGAAUCAAAUAUCAAACAAGAAGAGCAAAUGGAAAAUGUGUUUGUGGUGCCUUUUGGAAAAUCUCUUGAAACUGAAAAUAAGUCUUCAUCUGGAAAGCAAUCUUCCACUGAGCCAGAUGUAGUGGAAUGUGAAUCAUCAGAUGAGUUAGCAAGAAGAAAACGAAGAGCUGCCAUUGCUGCCAUUAUGGGUGGACCAUCACACCGGAAACUAAGAGAUUUAACCUUCAAGCUGGUUGAACUUAACAAUAAAAAUUUGAAGUGUGAUAAUAGGAUUGAGAAGAUUAAGGAUGAAUUUAAAAAGAGAUUACAAGUUGUUGAAAUAGAAAAGAAAGGAAUAGAGCAAGAGAUUGAUAAAGUUCUAGCUUCCAUUCAGGAUUGGAAGGAUGCUAAGAAGCAAUCUUUGUAGAAUUACCGAUAGCUUGUAUAAAUGAAGGUUGACAUACUUUUUUGAGGACUGAAGCUAAUAUUUCAAUGCAAGUUUUGGAUUACACUGGGAUUUCUAUAGCUAAAAGAUUCACAAGAUCUGAGCUCUUCAUUGUAAUACAUUCCUUACCACCAAUACUUAGUGUUUGCUUUUUAGCUGAACUGAAGGAUUGGUUAAAAACGUGUUAAUCAUCAGGUAUUAUAAGACUGUCAGCAGACCAGAGGCAAUAAAACAUUGAUGGGAAAUGAUAAACAAAGUGAAAAUAAGUGCAGCUGUAUCUUACUGAAUUUCUAACCACAAGUGUACCUCUAAUGCAAAUUUUCAUUCAGCUACAUUUUGCAUUAACCAUGAAGGUGUUGAGUGUUAGCUAAGGAACCAAGAAAAUUUUUAUGCUCUUAAAUUAUAAACGUGAAAUUUAUACACAGGCAAAUUAGAAUAUCUAUUUUCCAAAUCUAUGCAAUAUAUAUAUAUAUAUAUAUAUAUAUAUAUAUAUAUAUAUAUAUAUAUAUAUAUAUAUAUAUAUAUAUAUAUAUAUAUGUAUGUAUGUAUAUUUACUAACCAGAUUACGUCAUCCUGUAAGUUGCCAUUUAAUGACUCAAACGUAAUGAGCAAAGAAAAUAUAUUCAAACAGUUUAUUUACGUAUAUUGCAUGUGAAACCGUUUGUUUCACUUCUCUGCUCAUUAGUGAUUGAUGUCUGGAAGAAUAAAAUUUGUAUUAAAUUACGAA